AUGCCAGUAUAUGGUCCGGACGGUCGAACACUACAGAAAGGUGCAACGGUAACAAAUUCAUCACCACGGAAUAGUACCAUCAAUGACGUUGGUCAAUUGGAUAAGCGUUAUGGGCGAAGUUGUGAUUUCUUGAUAAAAUCCAAUAACGAUAAAAUACGUUUAUUUAACAAUCCCAUUGCUCAGGUUAGCUCGGAUAUCUUACGCAUUAGCGGAUAUACGAAUCAAUUCAAAUCAUUGUUGACAUCAGGGCCAGCAAUACGUAGAGAAUCCGGUCCUAGCUCACUUUUGCAGCAAGUGGACGAAGACCAAGCAGAAUUUUGGUCGACGCUUAAAAUGAAUAAAUGA
This is a messenger RNA of Cercopithifilaria johnstoni, 345 nucleotides long. The record is from the annotation of a GenBank genome assembly. NCBI's taxonomy places the organism in Eukaryota, Metazoa, Nematoda, Chromadorea, Rhabditida, Onchocercidae.